AUGAUCUGGAAAGCGAGGUGCAAAUCGGGGUCGAAAGUUCUUCUCUUCGUAUUAUUGCUUGCCCAACUGUUGACUGAGGUCCACGCCUUCCCCUUUGACAAGGCAUCAGGAGUCACGGAACUCUCCCCCGAUACCUUAUUUAGGUUUGUACAAUCUCAUAAACCCACGGUGAUUCUCUUCUAUGCACCGUGGUGUGGGCACUGUGUAAAAUUUCAUGAUGAGUAUAAACAAUUUGCUCAUGCUUCCAAGGGCUCGAUACGCGUGGGCGCGAUCGAUGCCCAUGCACACCCAUCUAUUGCCAAACAGUUUAGUAUCCAAGGCUUUCCAACAAUCAACUACUGGAAGAUGGGAACGAAGUCGAUCUACAACCCUGAUGAGUACCGAGGACCUCAUACGUCUGCGUCCCUGAUGUCAAUGAUGAUAAGCGACAUCCGAUCCGACCGUGUGGUUCAGUCCGUUCGCACCCUAGAGGAUAUUCUCGAUCUGAUCCCGAAGUCACCCAGUGGGAAGCUGACCGUGCUCUUUUCGUCGAAGAAGAAGAUUCCACCUAUCUUCUCCGUCCUAUCCCUCUCACCUCGGCUAAAGGAUAUGACUUUUGUGUUUGUUCGCGACGACGAAGCCAAAAUCGGCUCCAAGUUUGGAAUCACACAAAUCCCGUCGGUGGCGGUGAUCGAACCUUCCGCUGGCGACCCGUCGGGGCCCGCCAAGGCGGUGGUGUACCCCUCCAAGGCGUUUUCCUAUGAGGCCCUCGCGCGGUUUGUUCUUUCCUCCCUCAAGGGGAAGUCCUAA
Phytomonas sp. EM1 is the source of this 789-nucleotide messenger RNA. NCBI's taxonomy places the organism in Eukaryota, Euglenozoa, Kinetoplastea, Trypanosomatida, Trypanosomatidae. The record is from the annotation of a GenBank genome assembly.